AUGGCUGCAGACAUUUUUGGGCUGUCUCAAGGUAAACUCAUCAAGUCGGGAUGUGAAAUUCAAGCUCAACUCAUUUAUGAACAAUCAGUUCAUUCCACCAUUCAUGAACUUUCAAGAGCCUUCAAAGAUUUUUCCCAGGAUGGAAUUCUUCAAAGACUUGCCCGAGAUAAACCAGCGAUUUCAGCAUUGGAAAGUUGUCGUGUACACAUUUCUGUUGCACUCUAUAAGCUCAAUAAUUCAUUAAUAUCCCCAAGUGAGUCCUCGUUGGAUUCGACAAUACUAAAUGAUAUUAAAACCUGGCUGAGUGGUGCAGGUGUUAACCUUUAUACAUGCAUUGAGGAAUUUGAUGGAGAAAUAGACAAAACAAGAAAUCUUGCCGAGGAAAAACUGAACAAAUCCGUUGAAUUGGUAAAAAAGUCUCUUCAACUCACAAAACAGCUUAACACUCGUAUAAGCUCAACGGAUAUUCCGAAGUUAUCAGAUUCCAAGUUUUUGAAUCAUAUGAACCCUAAUCUUGUAGUGGCAAAAGAUGGUUCUGGAAAUUUCAAAACAAUCAGCGAUGCCCUAAAUGCUGUCCCAAAUUACAGUAGUAAAAGGUUUGUUAUUUAUGUGAAGAAGGGUGUUUAUUUUGAAAGAGUUAAGGUUGAGCUUAGUAAAUGGAAUGUCAUGAUGUUUGGUGACGGAAUACACAAGACUGUUGUUUCUGGCCAUGCCAGCACGUCCGACGGAUUGAAAACAUCUUUGACUGGAACUUUCUGCUUGAUUUAUUGCAAAAGGAUUUCACCACCAACAUCUGAACCUAAAGUUUCAGAAACUAUAUUACAAAAGAUUCGGCUAAAAAAUAAAGCAGCUUUUGAGUACAGCCAGAUAUCUGUUUAUGGCAAGGGGUUUAUAGCUCGAGACAUGACAUUUCGGAAUACAGCUGGUGCAAUCAAGAAACAAGCUGUUGCCUUAUAUUCAGAUUCCGAUCAAUCAGUUUUCUACAGAUGCCGCAUUGAUGGCUAUCAAGAUUCUCUAAAUCCACAAUCCAUGCGCCAAUUCUUUCGAGAAUGCUUCAUUUAUGGAACUGUAGAUUUCAUUUUUGGAUUAUCAGCCACUGUUAUACAGCACAGUCACAUCUUUAUUCGAAGGCCAUUGCCUGGACAAGAAAAUGUCAUAACCUCUCACUCGAAGUUCCUCCCAGAGGACUAUACAGGAAUUUCAAUACAAAAUUGCAUCAUUCGAGCGGCCGAGGACCUCACCGGCGUCAGGACUUACUUAGGCAGGCCUCUGACUGAUUUCUCUAUCGCGGCGUACUUGGAUAAUUUGAUGGAUAAGUUGAUUGAUCCACAAGGGUGGUUGCCGUUCAACAACAAUACGCCUCCACCAGAGACUGUAAUAUAUGUGGAGUAUAAUAAUUGGGGCCCUGGUGCAACAACUAGUAGUAGGGUGUAUUGGAAAGGUUUAAGAAUUAAUCCUCCUAGAGUGGAAGCUAGUAGAUAUACUGUGAGGUCUCUUAUUAAUGGAGAACAGUGGCUCCCGGCUACAGGAGUACCUUUUAAAUUAGACCUCUAA
This is a messenger RNA of Olea europaea var. sylvestris, 1554 nucleotides long. RefSeq names its product pectinesterase-like. The transcript has 4 exons. Bases 1 to 1554 code for a protein of 517 amino acids. The record is from RefSeq and is a predicted model, not a curated record. Gene Ontology annotation, biological process: cell wall modification. Lineage: Eukaryota; Viridiplantae; Streptophyta; Magnoliopsida; Lamiales; Oleaceae. Gene Ontology annotation, molecular function: pectinesterase activity; pectinesterase inhibitor activity.